Messenger RNA from Chelonia mydas (Green sea turtle), 5289 nucleotides. Its product is annotated as zinc finger protein 485. Lineage: Eukaryota; Metazoa; Chordata; Testudines; Cheloniidae. Gene Ontology annotation, molecular function: RNA polymerase II cis-regulatory region sequence-specific DNA binding; DNA-binding transcription activator activity, RNA polymerase II-specific. The record is from RefSeq and is a predicted model, not a curated record. The transcript has 5 exons. Gene Ontology annotation, biological process: regulation of transcription by RNA polymerase II. Gene Ontology annotation, cellular component: nucleus. Bases 338 to 2170 code for a protein of 610 amino acids.
GCUGGGGAGGAGGGAGCGAUCACCAGCAUCCCUCCGUCCUGGCAGCAGGAAGUGAACUGCACUGAAUCUACAGUAACUCUUUGUUACUGUGGGGAGUCCACGCUUCUUGCAAGAUCCUCGAGCCCUGGCUGCAGCCGGGAGAGGGGAAUCUCGAGCAGUACCAUUCCCGCUGCUCCCCAGGAGCCUCUCCCAGGGCAGAGCCCCCAGCCUGGCCAGGACACCCCUUAACGGGAAGAUCCUUGCUCCCAAAGAAGGCACCACUGGGGGGGAAGGCUGCAGAAUAACAACCACGUUUUGCUCCAGAUUAUCCCAUCUUCCUGAGGGACAGGGAAGGGAAAUGGCUGUGUUGGAUCCAGCUCAGAUGUCGGUGACCUUCGAGGAUGUGGCUGUGUACUUCACGGAGGGGCAGGGGACUCUGCUGGACCCCAGUCAGAGAGCCCUCUACAGGGACAUCAUGCAGGAGAAUUAUGAGAUGGUGACCUCAGUGGCAGGACUCCUCAUUCCCAAACCUGACCUGAUUGCCCGGCUGGAAAGAGGGGAAGAGCCAUGGGUCCCAGAUCUCCAGGCCUCUGAGGAAAGGAAGAUCCCAAGAGGCACCCACACAGGUGAUAGGACUAUGCGUGAGAACAGGGAGGAGAAUCCACAACAGGAAAGUAAAGCACUGCUGAAACCACAGGGGAUGCUUUUGAGAAGAGCUAAAGGGAAUUCUUCUCAAUGCUUGGAAAAUGUCAAAACCUGGGGAAAUCAACAUAAAUCAGAGAAGAAGCUGGGAAACCACCUAAGGAAGAAAGUAGAUGAAUCCAUUCAGUAUGGGGUAGGAUGUAACGAUCUCAAGGAAACCAUAGCCCAGCCAAAAACCCACAUGGAAGAGACAACCUACAAGUGCUUGGACUGUGGGAAAAGUUUCAGUCGGAACUAUUCCCUUCUACUACAUCAGAGAAUCCAUUCAGGAGAGAAACCCUAUAAAUGCUUGCAUUGUGGGGAAAGUUUCAGUCGGAACUAUACCCUUAUUCUACAUCAGAGAACCAGUAUGGGAGAAAGAACUCCUAAUCACAUUGAUGGUGGGAAAUGUGUCAAUCAGAAUUCAAACCUUAUUACUCAUCAGAAAAUCCACACAGAGGAGAGACCCCAUAAGUGCUUUGAGUGUGGAAAAUGUUUCACUGAGAAGUCAACCCUUGUUAAACAUCAAAGACUCCACACAGGAGAGAGAGCUCAUAAAUGCUUGCACUGUGGGAAAAGUUUCAGUCGGAACUAUACCCUUAUUAUACAUCAGAGAAUCCAUACGGGAGAAAAACCCCAUAAAUGCUUGCACUGUGGGAAAAGUUUCAGGCGGAACUACACCCUUAUUCUACAUCAGAGAAUUCAUACGGGAGAGAAACCCUAUAAAUGCUUGCACUGUGGGAAAAAUUACAAGCAGAAAUCAAGCCUUUUUUCACAUCAGAAAAUCCACACAGGAGAAAAACCCCAUAAAUGUUUGGACUGUGGGAAAAGCUUCAUUCACAGCUCACAGCUUAUUAGACAUGAGAGACUACACACGGGAGAGAGACCUUAUAAAUGCCUUGAAUGUGGGAAAAACUUCAGUCGGAACCAUACCCUUAUUCUACAUCAAAGAAUCCAUACAAGAGAGAGACCCCAUAAGUGCCUCUACUGUGGGAAGUGUUUCAGUCGGAAUUCAAACCUUGUUACUCAUCAAAGAAUCCACACUGGAGAGAGACCCCAUAAAUGCGUUGUGUGUGGGAAAUGUUUCAAAGACAAGUCAAACCUUAUUACGCAUCAGAGAAUCCAUACUGGGGGGAGACCCCAUGCAUGCUUGGACUGUGGGAAAAGCUACAGUCGGCGGUCACACCUUACUAAACAUCAGAGAAUCCACACAGGAGCGUGCCCCCAUAAAUGCUUGAGCUGUGGGAAAAGUUUCAAUCAGAACUCAAACCUUGUAACACAUCAGAGAAUCCAUAUGGGAGAGAAACCCUAUAAAUGCUUGGACUGCGGGAAAGGCUUCGGUCAGAGCUCACACCUGACUAUGCAUCAGAGAAUCCAUACAGGGUAUAAACCCUAUAAAUGUUCCGACUGUGAGAAAACCUUCAUUCAGAGAUCACAUCUUCUUAGACAUCAGAAAGUCCACAUGGGGAAAGAGACAUCACAAAUGCCCAGACUGUGGAAAAAGGUUUAGGAAGAACUCACACCUUAUCAUGCACCAGAGAAUCCAUGUGGGAGAGACGUCUUGAAUGUGGGUGAUGUUUCAGUUGGGCACAUAUCGUAUCCGGCAUCAGCAAAUCUACACAGGGAAGAGUCCUUUUAAAUGUCCGUAGCAUGGCGAAUGCUGCAAUUAGGAAGCUAAAGCCAUAUUGGACCUCAGACGCCUCCAUACAGGAGAGAAAUGCUGUUUGUGCUCUGACUAGGGCUGGUCACGGUAGUAUAUACAUCUCCAUUUCCUAAUUCCCAUACACAGCAAUGGCAUCUGGCUCCCAGGUACCUAGCUGCCCAUCUCUGGGGGGAGGUUCCAGCAGCAGCUGACCCUGAGGUGAUCAGGGACCCUCUGGCUUUGCCUGCUCUAAGCAAACCCCAGGCGGAGGAGGAGAAGUCCCGAUCAGCCCCUCCGCCCUGCUGCAGCCUUCGGUGCUGAACUGAUGGGCCUUCUUGCUUCUUGCUAAUCUGCUGGGGGAAGGGAGAGAGAAACUCCUCUAGAAGCUCCCGCUGGAGUUUUCCCCCCUCCUCCCUUCCCAUCCAAGAUGGGGUUCCCUUUCCACUGAUAUUAGAGAAGUAUACUUAGGUCAGGCCCCACCUUCACUCCACACACUUGUCCCCAUCCUGCGUCUUCCAUCAGUCCCUGGGCUGGGCUCGGCUCGGCUCCCACACUUAUCUGGAACUGUUCCCUGCAGGAUAAGUGUCCCAGGGUGCUGGGGAUCAGAUGUCAAGUGAUCAGGAGGGGGUUUUGCCAGGGGUCUGGGGGAUUUAAUAUUUUGGGCUGGUGGAGAAGAGAAUCAAAUGGACCUCAGUGCUCAGAUGAUCAAGAUAUUGGUCAUCAUGGAAUGAGAAGAGAGGGAGAGUGCAGGGUUAGGGAGGUCCUACCCUCUAUCAUUCACCUCCUCUGCCCCUUUUCCCUGCCACCUUUACAUUCAGAAGGCAACACUGAGAGGGACUAAUUUCCACAGGGCCUUUUUUGGGGGGCCUAGAAAUUCAACCUCACCAGGAGGCUAAGUUUUUCUAGCCUAUGAAAGUGGUCAGGAGUAGCAACCAGAAUGAUCAUGGCUUGUUUUGUAAAGGACUUGGAGGUCUACUGAUGAAAAGUUCUAUCCAAGCACUACAUAUAAUUUUUUAUUUAUUUUGGGCCAAGCAAAAUGAGACCCGACACUCAACUCCAUGGCUUUUUUUUUUUGUUUGCACGUAAUACAAUGACUUUGAAUGCUGCAACUUAUCAAUUCAGACAUUUCAAACACCUGUGCAAUGCAUGGGGAAAGAUAGGCACCUGAGGAUAGGAGCCACAAAAGUCAGUACCCUAGGUGGGAAGUCACCUAAGCUGGCCAGUGGGACACACCAAUGAGAGAGUUUUAUCCUAAAUCAGUCCCUCUGACAGUUAUGUACCAAAGUCUGGGCUGCUGGGAAUUGCCAAUUUCUGCUUGGGAUGCAGGGCUGGGAACCCUGCUCCUGGACUCAGGCAACUUAUGCUGCAAGCAAUUGGUUUAUCACCAGGACCCUCACCCAAGCAGGCGAGGGUGGAGAGGUCAGAGCGAUUCGCUGGAGUCAUGCAGUCCUGGCAGCAGGACAGGAAUUGCACUCACUGCAGUAACUCUUUUUUGUUGUUGUGGGUGGAAUCCACAUUCCUUGCAAGAUCUCAGAGCCCAGGCUGUAGAUGGGAGAGGUUAGUAACUUCCCAAGGGACCCUCCCACUUCGAAGACCCCAGCCUGCCCAGGACAUCGGUCAAGAUUCCUUCCCCACUCUGAACUCUAGGGUACAGAUGUAGGAAUCUGCAUGAAAGACCCCCUAAGCUUAUUCUUACCAGCUUAGGUUAAAAACUUCCUCAAAGUACAAACUUUGCUUUGUCCUUGAACCCUAUGAUGCCACCACCAAGCGUGUUAAACAAAGAACAGGGAAAGAGCCCACUUGGAGACGUCUUCCCCCCCAAGCCCUACACCCCCUUUCCUGGGGAAGGCUUGAUAAAAAUCCUCACCAAUUUGCAUAGGUGAACAUAGACCCAAACCCUUGGAUCUUAAGAACAAUGAAAAAGCAAUCAGGUUCUUAAAAUAAGUUGUGCUGAAUGGAAUGUAUAUUCCUGUUUUUUUGUAACUUAAGGUUUUGCCUAGAGGGAUUCUCUGUGUUUUGAAUCUGAUUACCCUGUAAGGUAUUUACCAUCCUGAUUUUACAGAGGUGAUUCUUUUACUUUUUCUUUUCUUUUAUCAGCCAUUUAAACAAAACAGAAUCUAACGCAUAUCUAACUAGAUUGCUUAUUAGUCCUUUACAGGAGUUCUGACCUGCAUUCCUGCUCUGGUCCCAGCAAAAGCAUCACAAAGACAGAGCCUUUAUUUCCCCCCACCUCCAGCUUUGAAAGUAUCUUAUCUCCUCAUUGGUCUUUUUGGUCAGGUGCCAGCGAGGUUAUCUUAGCUUCUUAACGCUUUACAGGUGAAAGGUUUUGCCUCUGGCCAGGAGGGAUUUUAUAGUUCUGUAUACAGAAAGGUGGUUACCCUUCCCUUUAUAUUUAUGACACACCCCCCAAAUCACAGAUAGGGUGAAACACUGGCUGUGAUUUCUUCCUGGAGCUCUAGGAGAAAACAGUUAAUAAGACACAUGCCCCUCUAAAUAUACUAUUAACUGUAUAAAGACUAACAAUAUUUUCCACAUCUCAAGGACGAUUUUAACCAGUUGAUUCUGGGAAACUUUCACGGGAGAGUGCAUCAGCCACUUUGUUAGAAGCUCCUGAGAUGUGUUGCAUGUCAAAAUCAAAAUUUUGGAGAGCUAAAUUCCACCGAGUUUUUUGUUAUUUCCCGUGGCGGUAUGAAGCCACUUUAGCACAGCACGGUCGGUUUGCAGGUGGAAACGCUGUCCCCAAACAUAUGGGCAUAGCUUUUCCAGGGCGUAGACAAUGGCGUAACAUUCUUUUUCACUGACUCACCAGUUGCUUUCCCUCUCAGACAGCUUCUUGAUGAGAAACACUACACGGUGGAAUUCUUCAUCCGGUCCUUCCUGCAUUAAAACUGCUCCCACACCAUGCUCGGACGCAUCUGUGGUUACUAGGAACGGUUUGUCAAAGUCUGGGACCCUUAGCACAGGGUCAGACAUGAGUGUCGCUUUAA